CGCUUUCCCCCCGCCCCCGGCCUCCCCUUUACCCCCCGCCCGCAGCUCCGUGGCCGACUCGGUCCCGCGGCCGGCGGAGCGGGCGCGCGCGUCGGGGGUCGUGCGGCCGCUGAGAAGGGCGAGCGCGCGCCGAGAGGGAGUGGAGGCGUAGGGGGGCGGGGGCACGGCUCGCUUGCUCGCAAGAUGGCGGACGAGGACGGGGAAGGGAUUCACCCCUCAGCCCCUCACAGGAACGGAGGUGGCGGCGGCGGUGGGGGGUCUGGGCUCCACUGCGCCGGGAACGGCGGAGGGGGCGGCGGCGGCCCGCGGGUCGUGCGCAUCGUCAAGUCCGAGUCCGGCUACGGCUUCAACGUGCGGGGCCAAGUGAGCGAGGGCGGGCAACUGCGGAGCAUCAACGGGGAGCUGUACGCGCCGCUGCAGCAUGUGAGCGCCGUGCUGCCCGGGGGGGCGGCCGAUCGGGCCGGGGUGCGCAAGGGGGACCGCAUCCUGGAGGUGAACCGCGUGAAUGUUGAGGGGGCGACACACAAGCAGGUGGUGGACCUGAUCCGAGCAGGCGAGAAGGAAUUGAUCUUGACAGUGUUAUCUGUACCUCCUCAUGAGGCGGAUAACCUAGAUCCCAGUGACGACUCGUUGGGACAAUCAUUUUAUGAUUACACAGAAAAGCAAGCAGUGCCCAUAUCGGUCCCCAGAUACAAACAUGUGGAGCAGAAUGGUGAGAAGUUUGUGGUAUACAAUGUUUACAUGGCAGGGAGGCAGCUGUGCUCUAAGCGGUACCGGGAGUUUGCCAUCCUACAUCAGAACCUGAAGAGAGAGUUUGCCAACUUUACAUUUCCCCGACUUCCAGGGAAGUGGCCAUUCUCAUUAUCAGAACAACAAUUAGAUGCCCGACGUCGGGGAUUGGAAGAAUAUCUAGAAAAGGUGUGUUCUAUACGAGUGAUUGGUGAGAGUGACAUCAUGCAGGAAUUUCUGUCAGAAUCAGAUGAGAACUACAAUGGUGUGUCCGACGUAGAACUGAGAGUAGCAUUACCAGAUGGAACGACAGUUACAGUCAGGGUUAAAAAGAACAGCACUACAGACCAAGUAUAUCAGGCUAUUGCAGCUAAGGUUGGCAUGGACAGUACGACAGUGAAUUACUUUGCCUUAUUUGAAGUGAUCAAUCAUUCCUUUGUACGUAAGUUGGCACCUAAUGAAUUUCCCCACAAACUCUACGUCCAGAAUUACACAUCAGCUGUGCCAGGCACCUGCUUGACCAUUCGGAAGUGGCUUUUCACAACAGAAGAAGAAAUCCUUCUGAAUGACAAUGACCUUGCUGUUACCUACUUCUUUCAUCAGGCUGUUGAUGAUGUGAAGAAAGGUUACAUCAAAGCAGAGGAAAAGUCUUACCAAUUACAGAAGCUAUAUGAACAAAGAAAAAUGGUCAUGUACCUCAACAUGCUAAGGACUUGUGAGGGCUACAAUGAAAUCAUUUUCCCCCACUGUGCCUGUGACUCCAGGAGGAAGGGGCACGUCAUCACAGCCAUCAGCAUCACGCACUUUAAACUGCAUGCCUGCACUGAAGAAGGCCAGCUGGAGAGCCAGGUAAUAGCAUUUGAAUGGGAUGAGAUGCAGCGAUGGGACACAGAUGAAGAGGGGAUGGCCUUCUGCUUUGAAUAUGCACGAGGAGAGAAGAAGCCCCGAUGGGUUAAAAUCUUCACACCUUAUUUCAAUUAUAUGCAUGAAUGCUUCGAGAGGGUGUUCUGCGAGCUCAAGUGGAGAAAGGAGGAAUAUUAGUUAGAGACUGGUUAUCUCAUAUGAGCCAGGACGUUCUUCCAGUGAGGUUGGCCUCUGGAUGGUGAACAGGCUGUCCAAAAAAGCUCUGCUGCUUCCCUUGUCUAGAGGGUGGACGUUGGCUAGAGGCUCUUCCAUCUCUCAUGACUUCAUGGAUCCUCUGCUGCCAGUUUUUAAAAUCAGAUCACCCUCCAUGUUGUUCCUGACCCAAAAGGGCAGCUGUGCUCAGUUUUAACUGCCUGACUAGAUGAAUCAUGACCACCUUUCUAGGUGAACCAAGAAGGUUCAUAUGAGGGAAAGGUGUCUGCUACUGCUUUACUGCUGUCUGUAUGUGCCAGUGCUGGAGCAGAAUUUGGAAGAUUCUGAAUAAUUAGCUGCUUAUUUUCAAAGAAAAUCUUUCAGAAGAUCAGGAGGGCAAGCCAGAAACAUGAAGAUUUAUAUUCUUAGUUUAGUAGAAAGAAUAUUGGGCUCUGGGAAUUUUACCUGGGUUUUCUUUUUUCCCGCUGUAUAAUUUUGGGUAAAUCAGGCUCCCUAGGACGGUUUUUCUUCUGUAAAACAGGUAGACUAAAACAGAUGAUCAAUAUCCAAGGCCCCUUCCAGCUCUAAAAGUCUGUGAUUCUAGAUGGGAAGUUUCAUCAGGGGACAAGGCCGAUCUGAUUGAGUCACCCAGUCGUACCUUUUUAGUUUCUGUUUGAAGAGUUAUCUCCAGAUGGAAUGAGAUGUGGCUUCUCAGUAACCCUGUUCUUUUUUCCCUUUCAGAACAUUUUCCAGAUGGCGAGGUCACAACAGAGAGAUGUGGCCACCUAGCCUUUCCUUCCCUCCUUCCCUUCUCUUCUCCCUUAUCCUCUUACUCCUUUCAUCUCCCGUGUCAGACAGAGUAACCAUUAACACAAGAGAAGAGAAAAAGUUUAAAAGUCAUUCUAUUCAAAAGCCCUAAACUAAAUAUGAUUAAUAACCACCUCUGAAUUUCACGUCUCUGGGAUUGAGCUGGGAGAGAACAACAGAUUGGUCAGCACCAGAAGUCAACUCAGUUAAGACAGGAACAGAAUAAGCCCCACCAACUUGCCAAAGGUAUCCUUGUCCUUUCACCUGGGCCUCAUACCAACAGACUCUCCUUGUACUAUAUUUUUAAAACUGGAACUAUGAACUUCAUCCAUUUGCACUGUUUGGACAUAUAUAUGUAUGUAUGUAAAAAAUUAUAUAUACAUGAAUUAGCUGCACGUAUAUACAUAUAUAUUUCUUUUUAAAUUUCAUAUUGAUGGCAGUACCUUUUUUAGCUUGUGUUUUUACACACCUUUCACUAGAAUUCAUGACCUCUCUCUUGCUCUCUUUAUUUUGAAACAAACUUUAAAAAGGAAAAAAAAACAUUUUACAGGGAAAAUACCUCUCCUCACGAAGGACUUGAAAAGUUUACAACCUGCUUGGGUUUUUUCCCCCUUUUUUGUGUUGAGUACAGAUUCUGGCUCAUGGGCUGCCGUAGAGUCUGAGGAGCAAGGAGUCUAGUUUCUUUAUCUUCCAAGAGGAUGCUGGGGAGGAGAGAGGCGUGUUUCUCAAGGUUAGCAAGGCUGAGUUCUGUAGGGAGAGCCUGAAGACUUGGUGUUGUCUCUUGAAUCCAAGUCAGUUUUCAGGCCCAUUUCUUUCUCCCACUCUUGGGUUUCUAGACACAUUCUGUAUCUCCUUCCUGCUUCCCUAGGGCCCUUGGGUGGAGCCGAGGGUGGGCUUAGGAAGUUGAUGCCUUCAUGGUAGUGAUUUCCCAUUUCCCUGCCUUUUUUGCAGGAGGGAUAGUACUGGGGACUAGAGCUAAAGCUGAUACCUUAGGCACAAAGGUUGGACUUACAUGGGAGAAAGCAAGUAAGCAGUGCCCUGUGUAUAUGAGGUUUUACCUGCUCCAUUCCUGACCGAUUACCCAUAACGAUUACCUUCUCUGUGACUUCCUUAAACAACGGUUUUGGGGAGGGAUGUGUUUAUAUCUUCACAGCCUUGGGGAAACUUGGAAUGGGUCACUGAUCUGUGCCAACCAAACCAUUGUCCCAUCCAAGCCAGCUGAGGACCCAGGAAGGGGUAGUAAGCGUAUGGGUGAUUUAGAUGAGAGCUCCACUUUUUAAUUAAAAGGAUACUGAAGGAACACCUUUUUGUCCCUCAAAGAGCUCCUUAUCUGACCUUGCAGCUAGAGACCCCUUGAGACCUAAGAGCUGCAUCCCAGGAUAAGAGGCUGGGGCUGACUGGGGCAGGACAGUAUUUUCAUCCCCUGAGCUCUCUAGAUAGUGCAUGGGAAGCCCCAAGUCAGGCUCAGAUGCAACUGAAACAUACAUCUUUCAGCCCCCAUACUUCUCUGCCUUCUAAACAAAAGCCUCUACAGGGUGGCAUCAUUUGCUUUGCCUAACUGGAAAGCAGUCAUAAUUGGUUGCAGUCAUCUCCUCUGAUUAGAAGUUUCUUUUUGUAACUUGUUUUUGCAGAUCACUGUGAGGCCACCGUUCUUUCUUUCUUUCUUACUCUGUUAUCCUGGCAGCUGCUUGUCCUAGGGAGGUGUGGGAUCAUAUAGGAUGUCCUGUCCUCCUUCCCCUCUCCAAACCCAAAUGGAAUCACAGAGUACAAAACAUGAGAAUGCCAAACGUCAAAGUUGCAGAGAGUGAUCCUUGAUUAGAAGACUUGGACACAGGAUUUAACUUCUGUUGACUUAAGUGAAUUUAAUAGUGAGCCAAAGGACCCUGGAAAGAAGAUGUGUUGAUUUCCCACUCCAGGAUGCUAAAGAGGCUUUUGGCACCAGCUUUAUUCAGACUGUAACAAUAGCAGUUUGCUCCUACUCCCUCCUAGUGGGAGAGGAAUGAAUAACUUGAGGAUCCCCUGGAACAGCCCAAAUGUUGACCUCCAAAUCUGAGACCGGGAUUCAGAGGCCCCUAGAGUGGGUAGAUGGUGCCAUGUUCCUUUUCUGGCACAGCAUUCACUUGGUGUUUGGAGACUGGGAGAGGGUCCUGUAGGUAGUUGGCUGUUGCCAGAAUCUGUUUAGGCUCCUUCUAGUGGCUGUGCCCCUAACAAAGCUCUCCGCUGCAGCAAAAAGUUGGGAAGGAAGGUGACCCUAAAGGACAGCGCCUCCUUCUCUUCUACCCACAACAGGCCUUCCAUGAUGGAGGCUGGAGUUGCUGUGGCUGUGGGUACCCAUAGGGUCAAGCCAUCUUUGCAUGAUGCAGUGUUUGCUGUGACUCUUCUCUUGCCCUUUCCUCGGUACUUCCUUUCUCUAAUCCGUACUGUUUUUCUUAGUUCUGGCUUCUGCCCAGGGAGGCUUCAACCCAGGCUUCUUUUGCAACUUGUCCCUGGGAAAGGGGGGAGUCCCCUGUCCCCAGUUUCAUCCCAGCAGAACCAGCAGGAUCUUCCUGGUCUCCCACUGUCCUCCCUCCAUACCUAGUUUCUAUCCUCUGGGGCAGAAGUUCAGAGCUUUUUAUGGAUCAGGAGAAAAUGCAGGCCCUGAGGAGCCUGCCCCUGCCGUGCUUUGGGCCCUCUGCUCUUUAUAUUUGUGUUCUCUUCUCCAGUUUUCUGCCCUCCCCUUGCCCUAGGCCUAAGCACAGGUACAGAUAUGUGCAUGCUCAGGGCAGCUCCUAGGCCUGGACAGAGCUCUCAGGGAGGAAUUAGAUAAAUAUUCCAACAUCCUCAUGCCUGGCCCAUUUCAUUUCAUCUCUUAGUUAUCCAGGCCAGUAGCUUUGGGUCAUCGCCUCUUGUAGCUCCAAACCCAAUGCUCGGAGCAGUAAAAUAGGGCACUGACAGGAGGUGACACCUCUCUCUCUCAUCUUCGAAUUUGCCAACAUGUGGGCUGGGCUCCUAGGAGGCGGCUUUCUUAAAGAGGACUGCUUUGCUGUGCCCUCCCUUCUCUCUGCCAUGCUGUCUGGCUGGGUUGAUUCAGCAGUAGAAACCAUUUGGUCUGUUUGACCCCAGCGUACUGCUAUUUCUUCACCAGCUUCUUUGUGUCACAUUAGCUUCCCUUUGGAGGGAGGAUGGUGUGGUUGCAGACUCAGAGGAGGAGGGAGGGACAUGGAGGCCGUGGGUGUGCUUCUGUGACUCCCACCUUCUAGGUCCGCCUCUCGUCUUCCUCGUCCCCUGAACCUAGGCACAUCACACCAGGCCUCAUUCACACCAGGACAGCAUCAGCUCACUCCUCAGCAAUAAUCUAGGUUGUGUGGGAAGCUUAGGGCUCUGGAAGGAACAGAAUCAAAGAGGGGAGUGUUUCGAGGUAGGGGUACUUGGCCAACUGCUAAACUUGGACAUCAGUUUUAUAUCAUGUCCCCCUUUUAAGCCAGUGAGCUGGGCUUCAGUUUUUCCCAGGCCAUGCACACUUUAAUUUAUUUGAGAGAAACUCUAAUUGUAUUUUCACUGCAGUAUCUUGUAUUUUUUAUUUGUGAUUUAAGAAAUGUGAAGAGAAAAUACACAGACACCGUAAUGGCUAACAGUGUUUCUUUCGUUCCUUGUUCUAGAGCUAACCACUCUAAAAUUGUUUGGUAAUGUCACUUAGUGUAAUUAAUUGUAACAUAUUCUUUUAAAUAAAUUGAUUUAUUGAUGAAACACUU
This is a messenger RNA of Carlito syrichta (Philippine tarsier), 6323 nucleotides long. RefSeq names its product sorting nexin family member 27 (gene SNX27). Bases 184 to 1770 code for a protein of 528 amino acids. Gene Ontology annotation, biological process: signal transduction; intracellular protein transport. Gene Ontology annotation, cellular component: early endosome. The record is from RefSeq and is a predicted model, not a curated record. Gene Ontology annotation, molecular function: protein binding; phosphatidylinositol-3-phosphate binding. Lineage: Eukaryota; Metazoa; Chordata; Mammalia; Primates; Tarsiidae. The transcript is spliced from 12 exons.